GUUUGUAUAGUUUUUUGAAAGUCUGCAAUUGUUAACUGAUUUUUUCAAACUUAAAAUCUUCUUUUUUUUUUGCAUCUUCAUCUCACGAGAAUAGCUUCUUCUUUUGUGUCGUUUGGUAUAGCCUGGUGUAUACAGAGCCAUCAAGGGUAUGUUUACAUUCAUAACAAAUUUCGUUCUUGAAUAACCAAUGGAAACUGCCCAGUUUCAAUAAUAAUACCUCUUAAAGCAAUAUUAAAACAGGAUGCUUUGGUACUCAGCGAAGGCUGGUUCAUCGUCAAUCGAUGACCUUUCUAAAAAGGAUUAAAUUGCAUUUUGUAGACAAGUAGCAAUGACUAUAAAUACAGGUAUAUAGAGCUGUCAUUUAUGUCUGUGCACUGAAUGCUUUGUCACAGUUGAUGCCAUGCAUUUUUCUUGUUACUAUGACUACUAAAAAUUAGGGGCUGUUUUGCACAAGAGUAAAUUGUUAUGAAUAUUUGUAAACUCAGGAAUUAGGCCUGACUGAAUUACUUAAAAAAUGUUUUCAUGAUUUUUUGCAUGUUUUUUUAUUAUUCGUAUGUUGCUGAUUUCUGUGAAGCCUAGCCAAUUCUAUUGUAGACUAGCACUCUUCAACCUAUAGCCAAAGACCGCAUAUUUCUGCCAAUAGUGGCAAGUGCUUUGACAGUUACAUGUAGCCAAGUUUGGUCUAGCUGUUUCUUAUUCUCAAGCUUAAAUCUAGGCCCACUUUUCCAUUUAUAACUUCACAAGUGUUAAAACAGGUACAUUACCUCAACAUCCCGCUUAUAAAUUAUUGACCUAUAGACUUUUCCUUUUAGAUAGAUAUAGUGAUUCAAUGUAUUUUACAGAAUACUCCAAAAUCGGUUGUGCAAAAUAAACUUGGACACAAUAUAUUCCGGGAUUAAUAUUUGGGGCAUGAUAUUAGCAAAUGUGCCACAUAAGAUUGUAAUAGAGUUACAGAAAUCAUAAAUCAUUGUGAAUUAUGGUAUUCAGGGUGAAAUAUUUAUUUUUCACAUUGGUAUGAGUAACAUUACUUAGUAUGAUUAUAAUGAUGCCUGUGGGACAUAUCAAGAAUUUUUUGCCAAAGGGUAUUUUUUAGCAUGCACAUUUUCAUUCUCAUGCUACAAAGUAACAAGCCAUAUUUCACAGAAUGAUUUUUCUAAAUAUGUAAAAAUGAUGCAUGUACCCAUUUAGAAUAAAAUGCUUCACUAUAUACUUUAAGGAAAACAGUCUUAAUGGGAAAUUUUCACAAUGCAUAAUUCUCAUUUGCAGAAGUAUCUGCUACUGUUAUUGAAGCCAAAAAUGGCUAAGGAUGGGAAUUGAGUUAAUGUGUCUACGUUUGAGUAAUAGUAACUGCCUUGUGUCUCCAGUAAUGAUUGUAUGUUUUAUGUAGGGAAUGAGGUCGGGCAGCUCGGCCCACAGUUCCUAGGAAUCAAUAUUAUAAUGGGAUGUUGAUGACUGCUCUGACAAUAGAGGAACUGAACUAAUGCAAUUCUAAAAGCUUAGAGCUAUAUAAAUUCUCGACUGUGCACACAAACGUUUCUAGGGUUGCCUAGUCUUGCAUAGUCUGCUGGAGGCUGUCAGGGUUUAGGUUUCUGCACAGAAAAAUUGAGUCAUCAUCAGCAUGUACUUGGAGGACUGGCCACCACCCAAAAAGUUUUUUCUCUCUUAUUUCUUCUCAAGUACAUUGGUUGGUGUUUAGUGAUAGCCUGAUAAGCUCUUAGUCAUCCAUGUAGACCACAGAGUGUUUGAGGAUUCCAGGAAAACUUGCCAAAUCAUGGGGAAGGAGGAAGAUGGAGAGAUGGCAUUCCGAUUGCGGAGUUCCAAGUUCCGUCAUGUGUAUGGGAAUCCUUCGCGCAGGGAAAACUGCUUUGAAAAUAUCAAAAUCUCCAGGAAUGCUCACGACAGCUCUUUUUGUGCUGUCAAUCCCAAGUUUGUUGCUAUAGUAACAGAAUCUGGAGGAGGAGGAAGUUUUAUAACCAUUCCAGUGAACAAGCCUGGAAGAGUGGAAACAAAUUUUCCCAAAGUUUGUGGUCAUAGAGGGCCAGUGCUUGACAUCAAGUGGUAUCCGUUUGAUGACAAUAUCAUUGCCUCUUGUUCUGAUGAUGCAACAGUAAAAAUUUGGCAAAUUCCUGAUGGAGGCCUAAAGACUAACAUGACGGAGUGGCAGGUGGAUCUCCAUGGUCACCAGAGGAGGGUGGGUUACCUGGAGUGGCACCCCACUGCCGAGAAUAUCUUGCUCAGUGCUGGCUUUGACAAUAAGUGCAUUCUGUGGAACAUUGAGACGGCUGAGCCCAUCAACAUCAUUAACUGUCACAAAGACAACAUCCACUCCAUAAACUGGAACAGAGAUGGCAGUUUGUUCUCAACGACAUCAAAAGAUAAGAUGCUCAGGGUAGUGGACCCAAGGUCAGGAGAAACAGCAGCUGAAACAGUAGCCCAGUCAGGGCCAAGAAUCUCAAAGUGUGUUUUCCUAGGAGACACCAGCAACAUCCUGACCUGUGGCUUCACCAGAAGUUGUGACCGACAAAUAGCAUUAUGGGAUGUGAGACACUUUAGUAACCCUCUGAGCACAGAAGAGAUAGACACAGCCUGUGGCACCCUUUUCCCUAUCUAUGACCAUGACAUUCGGGUGGUCUAUCUCGCAGGGAAGGGAGAUGGCAACAUUAGAUAUUUUGAGAUCAGUGAUGAAGCUCCACACAUCCACUACUUAAACCAGUACAUGUCUCCACAUCCACAGAGGGGUAUAGGUGUAAUGCCAAAGAGAGGCCUAGACAUAGCCAAACAUGAGAUAGCUAGAUUCUAUAAGCUCCACUCGUCAGCCAGAGGUGUCUGUGAACCUUUGUCUAUGAUUGUUCCUAGAAAGUCUGACUCCUUCCAAGCAGACGUGUAUCCACCGACUCCCAGCAGCACUCCAUCUUUGACAGCAGAUGAGUGGAUCAGUGGGCAGAGUAGAGAACCAAUCCUUGUCUCUCUAAAGGAUGGCCACGUCUCCAAUAAUCCUGUGAUUACCACUGCCAAAGCUGUUCAGAAAAAGGAUGGAAACAUCAGUCACACCCCAGUGAUCACUACCUACAAGGCCACAAAAGGCCAGACUCCAGAUUACACCACGCUAGCAUGGAAGGACAAGGGACAGAACCAAGUGCCAGCGAAUAAACUGCCCAAUUCUGUCAGGAAUAUUCAGAGGCUCAGUGAGAGUGUGAAAAAUACAGGCAGUGGGGACCAUAUGAAUGAAGACAAGAUCAGGCUGUUAGAGGAUGAAGAGAAGCUGAUUAUGUCUCAGACACUGCUGCCCUCUACAGAUGAUUCUAGAACUCUGGCUAAGAAGACGUGGAUGUCAACCCCAUCUCCCAUAGACUUGCCUGCUAAUCAGAUCCCUAACACAAAUCCAGAGUCACCAAGAAGUCCAAAGUCAUUAGCUCAGGCUUACAUGACAUUAGACAGCAUAGAGAUAAUAGACACCACUCCUCCUAUAUUACCACAAAGUACUGUAACCAAACUAACCAGAGAUGCAGAGCAGAGUGAUCCAUCCCUAGAACUUGUUAAGCCUUCUUCUCUGGGUUUGUCCAGAGCAAAACCACCCACCUUAACAAAAUUACCUACUCUGUCUGUAAAACCAACUAGUUCUACUAAAUCUUCAGGGAGUAGAGACUCUGAAAAUAUCCAUGUUGUUAAAGUAUGGUCUCCAGGUAGUGACACUCCAUCUAGUGGCAUACCUAAUGGCAUACCAAAGACCGACCCGGAGUUGAGGCGAGCCUACUUCCAGCAACUGGAGGAGAUCAGGAGUCUGAAGCAAGAAGUGGGACUGAAGGACAAACGAAUCCGUCAGCUUGAAGAUGAACUUCGCAAGUGUAAAAGUGAAACUUGCAAUGGGCAGUUGGAAGAACAAGUAUCUGAAAGUUCAUGUUAAAGAUGUCUACUUGUAAACUGACCAGUAAUGACCAAUAUGACUGAUCAAUAUAAAGGAUCUUUACUGUGCUGGGUGUUUGAAAAACUGCUAUGGAAAUGCUUUACUGUAACAGCGGUAGUGUGAAAUCUUGAGAGAGUAUUGCAGUGUGCAAAGUUGUCAUUGUUUAUUCCUGAUGUGUUUAGCCUGUUCAUAUCAUUGUGACAGGAAAGCAUAAGGCUAACUGCAUGUAAAUUGUUCAGCAGGCUUAAGUAUUUAUGCAUAUGUCAUUGAAUAAGGCAUAACUCAGCAUGAACAUAACCACAGUUAAAGUUGGUCGGAUUUUGUCAGAACAUAUCAGCUUGGUUUUGCUAGAAAGGAAAUUGUUUUGAGGAAGAAAUGUUUUGAUCUGAUAAGUAUGUGAAAGCAAGUUUUUGCUUUUUCUCAGUUGUUCUCAUUGGCUAUUAUAUACUUGCAAGGCAGCAAAUAGCAUUUUUAAUUUGGAUCAACACAAUCUAAACAAUUAAUUGCCCACUGGUUAUCAUAACAACAGAUAAUAAUUGUUGAAGUAAAAUUUGUGUGAUUAAAGAUUCAGAGCAUUAAGUCUGUGUCAUAUCACACCCUAAGUUUCAGAGCAAUGUACUGAGCAUUUGACAUAAAGCCACGCCCUGUGUACUGACCAUGUGACACAAGCCACACCCUGUGUACUAACCAUGUGACAUAAAGCCACACCCUACAGACCAUGUGACACAAACCCCUACCAUUUGCUCUUACAGCAUGACUAAACCAUCAUCCAUUUAUUUUACUAAGGGGGUGGGGCAAGGAUUAGCUUUUUUGCCUCAUUUCACUCAGCAUCCUUGCAUAUAUAUAAAAUAAUGAAGCACACUCGUGAAAUACAUUUCUCGUUUCAAGCCAUUUUAGAAGGGAAUUAGGGAAAUUUUCAAAGCUGGAAGGCAUAUUCCAGCUGUGCCCCAGCAGUGCUGCUCCGUAAAAAAAAAGACCUUCCCUGUAGUGGACGGAAAUGAUGCAUGUUUGAUCAUUUUUCACAGUUCUUACUGGCUGCCUUAAAUAGAAAAGGUGAUUUUGCUGUUAACUCUGAAACAAAACUGUCCCCAGAGAGCUGUCCAGCCAUCAUUUGGAUGGCCAAUUGGCCUCCAAAGACAGCUGGACAGUUUACUAUAUUUUUGGGGCAAUGAAUAGUUGGUUUGUCUUGGUUGGAUAGGACUCCCUGUAAAUUGAUGACAAAAUUACAGAUUCACAUUUUGCACUCCCUGUACACUAAAUUCCUGGGGAAACCCUUGCUCUGAAACUUGGGUUACUUUUUUCAACAAUAUAGAUCAUUAUGGGUAUUAUUAUACCAUGUCUUGCCUAUUUAUUAAUUUGAAUCAGGGUAACACUUAUUUAAUUUAUUUAAUUUUACAAAACUAUGGUAUAGGCUGUAGUGGAUCGUUAAAUUCUCAUGAUUGCUACAUUAGAAAGUGCCUAGUCUUUACCAAAUUUUGAAAAACUUUUCAUCAUAUUAGAUCUGUUGUAGACACCAGUUGUAAACAGAUGUGUCUAGCUUUAAUGUGUUCAAUAUUUUUAAUAUUUAGAUUAUUUUAACAUAUACAUUUUAAAGUGAAUCUUUUGUUAGAGAUGUGCACUCCUUAAUUUUUUUUUUUUUUUUGCAAUUGCUUUGAAAAAGGGAAAAUAUGACAGAUCAUAUAUAUUUAUAUGAAUACAUAUUUAAUAAUAACUAAAGAUAACAUAUAAAAAGAUCACAAGUGAUAAUUUUAAGCCAGGCUGUUAAAAUAUAGUGAUGUGUAAAUCUCAACUGGACAGUACAAAAAAAAAAAGGUAGAGAAAUCUUUAAAGUCACAUUAACUAGUUCAGUGUUGCCCUCUCUGAGGAAAUAGAAUUAUUUGGAUAAUAGUAUUUAAUACUUCAGGUACAAUAAAGUCAAUUAUCUUGCCUUUAAAAUACCACUUAAAUUAGUUUACAUCAUGAUGUCAUGUCAGAUUCAAAAUCUUACCAGCGUCCUUUAAAAGGGUGUAUCAUUUAAAAUACAUAUAUUGACAGAGAAUAGUUUAUUUACAUUUUAACAAUUUUUAGUUGUCAUCAGUGUUUUUUCAGUCAAUGUUAUCUGAAAUGUUGGAUCUCAAAUUUGUCAGUAAUAUAUAAGCUAGUAUUACAAUUUUGUCAGUAUCAUUUUGCAGCAACAGAAUCUGUCAAGCCUUUUCCUAAAAUAUUGAUACAAAUAUUUAUAUGGGGAGUUAUGUAAUUAUGUACAGUAAAUGUCUUGCCUAUUUGUUCAUCUGUAAGAGGCUUGGCUUAUGUCAAUUUAUUUAUAUAUAUGAACUUUGGAUAAUAAGAUAUUAGGGUAAAAAUCACUGUUCAUCCUUGACUUAUUACUAGUCAACAUGCAAGUAGUUCUUUCAUUCAGAAAUUGUCAGGUUAUUUACAUCUCAUAAUUAUGUCAAACUGAGUUUUUUCCUCUAUAACUAAGAAAACCAUCAAGGGGUUGUUCACAGCCAUUCACUAUUUAAAUGUCAAACCCAACUUGCUCAAAUGUAUCACCAGGUGUAGUUUGUAGGUGAUAGCAUGGCCUACUUAGUAAAAUAAAGGAACAAGGGGGUAGUCCGUUUUCACACACGGAUUCAAUUUAGAAACUUUGAGGAAGGUAAUUUAGCAAAUCUGACAUAGUAGUGGUGGCAUUCAGGUUUUGUCAAACUUGCUGUGUCAGGUAUUUAAAGAUUACAUCAAAAUUUGCAAUUUUUUUGUCCAAUGCAAAAGAUGAAAAGUAACCCAAUUGCAGUGUACCAAGUAAAAUAAAAUUUUCUUUGCUUUAUUUUGCAUUUUCUUUUCACUUGCAAGGUUUUGACUGUUGUAAAGCUCGAAAUAAACAUAAAACCUCAAUACACAAACCUACAAAACUUAAUUGCUUUUUAUCGUAUUUACAAGACAUAAUAGCAAAGUUCAAUUCAUGUUUAUAAAAAAUUUAUUGCAACAAAGAACAGACAAAAGUACAUUGGAAUGACCAAAUCUGUACAACUUAAAUGUAACAGAUUGUAAAAUAUAAUGAAUUGAAAGGUUACAUCAGCUAUAACAAUAAUCGUUUGACGCUGGGCUGAAUUAAAAAAUGAGUGAGAAAAGGUUUGUCUGUUCCUAGGGCAAUAUUAUAUAUACUGUACAAAAAUGCUAGUUCACUUUCUCAGGUCUGAGAAAACAUCUACAAAAUUAUACAAAUAUCAAGACAAGUCAAAACAUUCUGACAGGAGAUGGAGACCUAAACACUUCUGUGUAAGAAUAUAGGCAUCUUUACACAAUUCAACAAUAUUACCUGUCUGUUUUGUUGAAGAUAUUGACACUAAUGUCAGUAACAAUGACAGAUGAAUGACAGUAACAAUGCGAAGACUAUGCUACAAUGUACAAAUACUUCUGUCUUUCAAUCUGAUUCAGGACACGAUGAUUGUUCUAUAAUUUGUCACCUCCCUUAAAUGUUCUUGCUGUUGAUUGAAAUAUCACUAAAAACACCACAGCAGAUUGCAAGCUAAAUUUUGCAAACGCUGGAGACUGGUCCAGGUCAGAAUUGAUUUUAUUUCCUGCUGCCUCUACUCUUCUGCGCUACUGUGUGCCACAUGCACAGAGUGCCUCGAUACCUAUCAUACCAUGCAACAUUCUUUUAAAAAGUUUUCUCUUUAAUCAUCCUCGUCUUCCUCUUCUUCCUCCUCGUCUUCUUCAUCCAAUUUUCUCUUUGUCCCCCUUGGUGCUUCGUCUUAAAAAGGAUUUAUCAGUGUCAAAUCAACAUUU
Molecule: messenger RNA, 7669 nt
Organism: Lingula anatina
Lineage: Eukaryota; Metazoa; Brachiopoda; Lingulata; Lingulida; Lingulidae
Product: coronin-2B
Molecular function (GO): actin filament binding
Source: RefSeq, a predicted model, not a curated record